Hyla sarda is the source of this 1900-nucleotide messenger RNA. RefSeq names its product paired box 8 (gene PAX8). Gene Ontology annotation, biological process: anatomical structure development; regulation of transcription by RNA polymerase II. Bases 135 to 1532 code for a protein of 465 amino acids. Gene Ontology annotation, molecular function: DNA-binding transcription factor activity, RNA polymerase II-specific; RNA polymerase II cis-regulatory region sequence-specific DNA binding. Lineage: Eukaryota; Metazoa; Chordata; Amphibia; Anura; Hylidae. The record is from RefSeq and is a predicted model, not a curated record. The transcript has 13 exons.
UUGUAAGAGACAAACUUCCAGCAAAGUGUAAGGGUGAGGACAGGUCCUCCAGAGACAAGGUGACUCUGCUCCAGGACACAGAGGAAAUACCCGGGAGAGGAUCAUUCAUUCACCGAGGACAUCCAGCAGGCACCAUGCCCCAUAACGGCAUCAGAUCCGAGCUCAUCACAGAGAGAGGCUGCACAGGACCCCUCAGCUCACUGCAUAUAGGACAUGGUGGACUCAAUCAACUAGGUGGGGCUUUUGUGAAUGGGCGCCCCCUUCCAGAGGUGGUGAGGCAGCGCAUCGUAGAUCUAGCGCACCAAGGUGUGCGUCCAUGUGACAUCUCACGGCAGCUGAGAGUCAGUCAUGGAUGCGUGAGCAAGAUCCUGGGCAGGUACUAUGAAACAGGCAGUAUCAGACCAGGAGUCAUCGGUGGUUCCAAGCCUAAAGUUGCCACCCCCAAAGUGGUGGAGAAGAUUGGGGAUUACAAGAGACAGAACCCGACCAUGUUUGCCUGGGAGAUCAGGGAUCGGCUGUUGGCAGAAGGCGUGUGUGACAAUGACACAGUGCCCAGUGUCAGCUCCAUCAACAGAAUAAUCCGCACAAAGGUCCAGCAGUUGUUUAAUCUGCCCAUGGAUAGCUGUGUGAACUCUCUAAGUCCCGGACAUACUCUAAUUCCAAGCUCGGCAGUGACACCUCCUGAGUCGCCACACUCAGACUCCCUGGGAUCCACUUACUCUAUCAAUGGUCUCCUAGGGAUCUCUCAGUCAGCUGCAGAAGGGAAACGCAAGUUGGAUGACAGUGAUCAAGACAGCUGCCGGCUCAGCAUAGACUCUCAGGGCAGUAGUAGUAUGAGCCGGAAGCAGAUGCGGACAGAAGCGUACAUUCAGCACCCACUAGAUGGCUUGGAGUGCCCAUUCCAGAGGCAACACUUUCCUGAAUCGUAUCCCUCCGCCAGCCAUAGCAAAGCUGAACAAGCUCUAUAUCCACUACCGCUGCUAAACAAUACAAUGGAUGAUGGGAAAUCUGCUCUAACUUCGUCCAAUGCGACUCUUGGUAGAAAUAUCUCCGCACACCAGGGCUACUCUGCUCUGUCAGAACUCUCAUCAUUCACCAUUAAACAAGAGAUAUCAGAUAGCUCGAGUGUUAGCUCCACCCCGCCAUCGCUGUGUAGUCCCACUUUCCUGGACCUGCAGCCGAUCGGAUCAGCGGCUGUUGCUCCGGCUUUCAGUGCCUUUUCCCAUACCGCCUCUAUGUAUGGGCAGUUCAGCAGUCAGACAGUUACAGGGCGCGAUGUUGUAGGAUCCACACUGCCAGGGUACCCUCCACACAUACCCAGCGGGCAAGGAAACUAUGCCUCAUCUGCAAUUGCUGGAAUGGUUGCCGGAAGCGAUUACACUGGUAAUACUUAUAGCCAUGGGGCCUAUGCAGCAUAUGGAGACAGUUGGCGAUUCCCCGGAUCCAGCCUCCUAAGUUCUCCCUACUACUACAGCUCUACUGCAAGAACUGCGCCACCUCCAACAACUGCUGGGGCAUACGACCUCCUGUAGUCUCCAUCAAGGUCACUCUUGUUGCACCUUCAACACAGUCAGGCUUUAGGAGAGCAGCCUGGUGGUGAUUUAUUACAGUGUUACCAACACAGCAGAUAACAUUAUAAGCAGCCAACAGUGCGGACUACAUCUUCUUAAGCAUAACUACCACUAUGGAGCAAAGCAGGGAAGAUAUGUGAAAUAGCAUACAAUUGGCACGCCCUGCAACAGUGGCUACAAUGCUAUCACCAUCAAUCUCAAAUGGCUAUAUCUAUCCUGGUUAAAGUACCAGAUCCAAGUAUACAGGAAAUGUCGACAGUCAAGUUUGUGUUCCAUAAACAGGUGCUUCGAUGACACAGCAUUACGGCCCAUGGUCACCACUGAACGCA